This is a messenger RNA of Meriones unguiculatus (Mongolian gerbil), 6138 nucleotides long. RefSeq names its product zinc finger protein 697 (gene Znf697). Gene Ontology annotation, biological process: regulation of transcription by RNA polymerase II. NCBI's taxonomy places the organism in Eukaryota, Metazoa, Chordata, Mammalia, Rodentia, Muridae. Gene Ontology annotation, molecular function: RNA polymerase II cis-regulatory region sequence-specific DNA binding; DNA-binding transcription factor activity. The record is from RefSeq and is a predicted model, not a curated record.
GAACUACAAAUCGAGGCAUGCUGGGAACAUUCCCCGCUCCUCCCAGGAAAUGUCCUUUGUCCAGCCCCACAGGAAGCCUCAGUGAGGAGGCAGCGGGCAGCGAGCCCGAGUGCCAGCCCGCGGCCGCACCGCCGCCGCUCCGGGCAGACGCGCGGGCGCCAGGCUCUGGCAGUGCGCUGGGAGCCGCCCGGCGCACCGCAGAAAACAUCUGUGUGAAACUUGGCAGCAUAGUCAUCCACCUUCCAAAGGAACCCGCCUGCCCUGCAGAAUGCUGUUGGCUGACUGAGCUCAGACACUGCCGCUUCCCCAGGACAUUUCAGGGAAGGGCUCAGUCUCUGCACUCUAAGAAGGACCCUUGGUUACCGCCUUUGCCCUUCUUUUGCUGGAUGGAACAGGAAGAUAAUCAGGGUGUGUGUGAACUCCAGAAUUCUGAAGAGAGAGGCAUGGGUUCUGACUUUGAGAACUCUGAGGACCGGGAAGGGGACCCAGGAGAACGAGGAAUGGGCUCUAAUCCACGGGACACAGAAGAGAGAGGCCACCUGGAGGAGGAGGUGGACUCCAUCCCACAGGAUGCUGACCUAGGAGAGGACUCACAAGAGAGGGAAGUAGUGUCCACUGUCUGUUCAGAGAGGCUGCUGUGUGAGGAAGAAGGGGCUGUUCUCCGUGAGGAAGAGGACGCCCAGCCCGGUGUGGCUGACAUGGCGCUGUUCCCAGGAUUGUCAGAAUCCGACAGCAUAUCCCGGAGUCCUCGGGGAGAGGAGGAGGGGGAGGAGGAGGAGGAGGAGGAAGAGGAGGAAAGUGCCGGGGAGAACCGGCUGACGGAGGAAGAAGAGCAGCUGCCCGCUCCGGUGCUUCCCUGGAGGCGUCACCUCUCCCUGGGCGGCCAUCACCUGGGUGACAAGCCUCAUCGCCGCUUCCACCGGCUCCACCACCCCAUGGCCGUGGACCUCGGGGAACUCGACAGUCUGAUGGCCAGCAUCAUGGACGCGCCCACCAUCUGCCCGGACUGCGGGGAGAGCUUCAGCCCCGGCGCCGCCUUCCUGCAGCACCAGCGCAUCCACCGCCUGGCGGAGGCGGCGGCCGUGGCCAGCCUGGAGCCCUUCGGCUUGGCGGGCGAGUGCGGAGGGGUGGUGGGGGUGAUGGGCGUGGCCGGCGGCUUCGGGGCGGGGCCCGCGCUGGCCCGGCCCCCUCGCGAGAAGCCCUUCCGCUGCGGCGAGUGCGGCAAGGGCUUCAGCCGCAACACCUACCUGACCAACCACCUGCGGCUGCACACGGGCGAGCGGCCCAACCUGUGCGGCGACUGCGGCAAGAGCUUCAGCUGGCGCGCCGACCUGCUCAAGCACCGGCGCCUGCACACGGGCGAGAAGCCCUACCCGUGCCCCGAGUGCGGCGAGGCCUUCAGCCUCAGCUCGCACCUGCUGAGCCACCGGCGGGCGCACGCGGCGGCGGCGGCGGCGGGCGGCGCGGGCCCCGCGGCGCUGCGGCCCUUCGCGUGCGGCGAGUGCGGCAAGGGCUUCGUGCGCCGCUCGCACCUGGCCAACCACCAGCGCAUCCACACCGGCGAGAAGCCGCACGGCUGCGGCGAGUGCGGCAAGCGCUUCAGCUGGCGCUCGGACCUGGUGAAGCACCAGCGCGUGCACACGGGCGAGAAGCCCUACAUGUGCUCCGAGUGCGGCGAGGCCUUCAGCGUGAGCUCGCACCUCUUCACGCACAAGCGCACGCACUCGGGCGAGCGGCCCUACGUGUGCCGCGAGUGCGGCAAGGGCUUCGGCCGCAACUCGCACCUGGUCAACCACCUGCGCGUGCACACGGGCGAGAAGCCGUUCCGCUGCGCCCAGUGCGAGAAGCGCUUCGGCGACUUCUCCACGCUCACGCAGCACCAGCGCACGCACACGGGCGAGAAGCCCUACACGUGCCUCGAGUGCGGCAAGAGCUUCAUCCAGAGCUCCCACCUCAUCCGCCACCGCCGCAUCCACACCGGCAACAAGCCCCACAAGUGCGCCGGCUGCGGCAAGGGCUUCCGCUACAAGACGCACCUUGCGCAGCAUCAGAAGCUGCACCUGUGCUAGGGCCAGGGUCCGAGCGAGUUGGGAGCCAUAGGCCUGGUGACUGAUCCUGUAGAUGUCGGGGGAAGGGGCGGGAGGGGCGGCCUGAGAGUGUCUGGGGGAAGCCUUUUGAUGUGUGGGGUCCCCUUAGGGGACGGUUAAGAAGAGUUUCUGUGUCGAGGUGCCCAUCUCUACCGUUGAAGUAACUCUUGAAGAGAUGCGCUGGAGUCGAUGGCUUACUUAGACACACACUGUAAGGAGUGAAAAGCUUGGGUGGGCAGGCUUGGGGGAUCCCGAGGAAGGGGUUUGGGGCCUGGGUAGAGAGAGUUGGGCUGCCAUGUUUGUGGGAACCGGGAGAGCUGGUUUGCCUAGAGUUCCAGGAGUGCAGUAGAACGCGGGUAGGAAUAAGUCUGUCACACCUGAGGAGUAGUAAGCGCAUGUUUGCCCUGACACCUCGCAUACCAGCUCUGGUCUCAUCCCUGAGGAAGAGGGUGCUUAGUAUCCACUUCCUGUCCUCUGAGCCUCGGUUAGCUGCUGUCUCGAGACAUCAGGGGGAACUGAACAGAAAAACUGCACAGUUGCUUCAAGGAGCAACCUUAGAAAUUCACCUGUCGUUGGUUCUCAGAUCUCUUAGGAAGUCCUGCACCUGGUCCUUCACUGAUUCUUAAAAGUACUCAAGCUUCAUGUCGGGUCAGGGUUGCCUAGGCAGAUGGAUGACCCUAACCCCUAAGUCAGGUAAGUCAGGACCACCUAGUCUGUCUUCACCCAGUUCGGCUUGAAGGGUAGGUUUCAGAACUGAAGACCGUUGACAGCUGCCUCAGAAACCUGUUCACCAAAGUCAACAAGCUGUUUCUGCUGGCUUUGUGUGGAACGCGAAGGCGGAGUUCACAGGAUGGGAUGCCUUCAUUUGCAUAAGAGUACCCUGAACCCCAACUUCUGCACAGAUUAAUGAGGGCAGGUGAUCCAAACAGGAGUUCCUUCCCCCACCCCAAAUAAAUAAAAGAGACAAAGAUGUACACAUGGAAGGCACAGUCAGGGCAAGGUGGAAAUGCAAAAUUGCCAAAUAGCACAAACAAUGAAUGUUUUCUAGUUGUACAGAUGCCAAAAUGGCACUUUUGCAUUUGCAGAGUGCUUUAUGCUUUUUAAAUGAUUGCUAGUGUUUUUACAUGCCUGUGAGGUAAAUCAGUGUUACAAGCUGUGAUUUGGGAAAGGUCUGGGGUGGGAGUGUGGCAAACCUCUUGAAGGUCGGGACUGUGGAUGAUGGAGUCUGACCUUUUGAGUUCUCAAGCUUGGUUGCUAGGAUGACUUAUGUGCUCUGGCUUAUAUGGUAAAGAACACUGAGCCUUCCUGUGCUUGAUGGAAGAAUUAAAGCCUAGAAGGACCAAAGAUGUCCUUAUUGACAAAGCUGGCCUUUGUCACCUGAUUCCAGUGUCCUCACUAUGUUCUAUUUCUAGUAGGGAGCUGUAGGCAAAUGACUUGUACAGAUUUUGGUUGCCUGCCCCGGAAGCGGCUCCCCUAGAUUAGCCUUUAGAAGUCCGUGUUGUGGCAAGCAGUAAAGUUUUCAUCACUAACACGUAUGACUCUGUGCUGUUCACGGGAGUCUCUAAUUGUUGGAUGCAGUUGAAGUGGGAGGAAAAAAAAAUUACACAAUUGUUUUUACAGUUUUAGCUGUUCCUGCGAGUGCUAGUGAUUUAUACUUGAUUAUUUGUGUUUUAAUAACGAGCUUUUUUGAGGACUGUAGGGAAGCAUGGUUAAGUUUUUGUUUGUUUGUUUGUUUUGUCAUUCUAAGAACACUUUAAAAAAUCUGGAGAACAUCCCAGCUUUUGUAUAUCGCUUGCUGAUCUUAUCCACUUAAUCUGUUUAUUGCUCACAGAAAACAAAUGCUCACACGAGGAGUAGUUUUGCAAAACACUAUUUCUCUUCCAGCAUUCUUUAGUGAAGACUUGCACAUGCAGAGUCUGUGCCCAUUAUUUAUUAACUCUUGCAGUCUCGGUGCCCAGUGUGUGAGAUCCACUUGAAACAAUACAACUAAUUUGUAGGCAAUCUUCAUCUUCUUUUUGUUUGUUUUGAGGCAAGGUCACUCUACAUAGCUGUCCUGGAACUCACCAUGUAGACACCAGGCUGGCCUCAAACUCACAGAGAGUUUGCCUCUGCCUCCUGGGGACUGGGAUUACAGGCACGUGCCACUACGACCAGCUUUUUUUGUUGUUUCACAUCUACCUCUUCUAGCUGUUUUUAAGUUGUCUCGAGUGUGUGCCAAUGAAAUCUCAUCCAACUUUUCAGUCUUCAUGUAUUUUUUAAGCCAGUUUAUGGGCUUUUUGUUUUGGCCCUUUGUCACCGUCAUUACACACAGGACAGACAUUAUCAAAUGUUAUGGAACAGCAGCUUUAGAGAGUAGGUUUGGUAGGGAGUAGAUAUCCAAGUUGGUAUGAAGAAAUGGCAGUGGAAGUCUUUGGACUUAUCUCUCUUGUUCUUUCUAUUGCCAUGAAUAAGAGGAUCAGCUACUGUGUUAUUUUUUUCUUGAGCCAAACCCCACAGUGGAAGAAACUGUUCAGCCAUCAGUGUAUUUAAAAUGUGAUUCCAUUUCUCGUAUUUCUUCAGGGAACGAACAUGCCCACAUUAUUAAGUGAGAUUCCAUCUGCCCAGGUGGUUAUUUCUUGUCUUCUGUCUUAGAAUUAAUAGUGUGUUUUUGUUUUUUGUUUGUUUGAUUUUCUUUUUCAGGAUACCCUUGUGACUGUGGUUCAUGCUUGAAAUGUUAAAGAUUCCUUGAUCCAACUCAUUACUGAUGUUGGAGGCAUUUGUACUAUUUAUUUCCUGUGGAAUUUGGUCAAAAGCAGGCUAUUUUUGCUGUCCUUUACUAAGUAAAAGUGAGAGAACUUUAUGAGCUUAAAUGACUUCAUUCUGAGGCAGAAAGAAAAGGUGAACAGCAACCCUUUGAGCCAUGCUGUCUCUUUACAGUUUAGAGGCUGUACAUGUGUGUGAGAAGUAAAAAUUAAAAAAAAAAAACUAUGUUCAUAGACAAUCUGAACUGUUUCUGAAGUUUGUGCACACUUUCCAUUGUAGUGCUAUUUUACAUCUGUUUGUUAAAGUAGUGAGUAAUUUAAUGAUCCUAAGAAUACCAGAGUCUGUGUGAGUAUGCUUAUGUAUGUGAGAACUGCUUUGUUUUCAGGUUGUUUUAUUUAAUGAUGGUUCCUUGAACAGAUUUUGGUGUUCAGCAGCCGAUGUGGGACAUUUGUCAUUAAAUUACUAUCAGUCAUUUAUCAUAUCAUGCAUUAGUAUGUGUCACACGUUUGACUCUUUGUCCGUGUAAUUUUGCUGAAAUGCAGUUUCACCCACACAGGCUUGCUUACAAACUGUCUAUGGACAUUUUCAUGCGAAGUGAAGUGAUCAUGACAGAAAUCACAUGGGGGCAUAACUAAAUUAUUUACCAGCGUAGUGGGGGGUGUAGUGGGCACGCUGCAAGAGGCUGGCACAGGAUGAAUGCUCGUAUGAGGCCAGCCUGGCCUAUGUAGUCAGACACUGAUCCGAAUUUGUCAUUUUAAGAUCCGCAUAUGUAUUUAUGCACACGUAUGUGCGCACACACACUAGGGCGCCCUAGUUUGCUUUUGAUGGCUGUGAUAAAACACCAUGACCAAAAACAACCUGCGGAGGAAAGGGAUUACAUGGCUAAGUUAUUCCAAUCACAGCCCACGUGAAAGCAAGUCAGGGCAAGAACUAAGAGGCAGGACUGAAGCAGAGGCCACGGAGGAAUACCGAAUGCUGGCUUGCUCCCCGAGCCUUGUUCCGCUUGCUCUGAGUUGCUUUAUAACUCAGAACCAGCUGCCCUAGGAUGGCACCAACCACAGUGGGAUGCCCCCCACCAUCAAUCAUUAAUCAAGAAAAUGCCUCACAGGUUUGCCGGCUGGCCAAUCUUGUGAGGCAUUUUCUCAUUUCCUCCUUCCCAGAUGACUCUACCUUGUGUCAAACUGAAAAAACAACAAACAAACAAAAGAACAAAACAAAACAAAAAAACAAAAAAACCUAACCAGCACAAUUGACCCUUUGUCCUUGAAACACAAAUACACCACUAUUAAAACAUUUUUCUAGUCUUUGA